Molecule: messenger RNA, 747 nt
Organism: Zeugodacus cucurbitae (melon fly)
Lineage: Eukaryota; Metazoa; Arthropoda; Insecta; Diptera; Tephritidae
Product: sericin-2-like
Exons: 1
Coding region: 1-747 (248 amino acids)
Source: RefSeq, a predicted model, not a curated record
AUGUCCUCUAAGGACUUUAUGCAAAACGAUUACCAAAUGGAUUACACCUAUAUCCACGAUUAUCAAGCAGACUAUGGCUUUGCGGAAAACUCCGACAUUAAGUGGUUAAGAGCUUUUUUAUCAGAAUCAGAAAGUUGUUCUGGUAGUGCAUCGGCAGAAACUUCCUGCUCUGAUCGAACAAACGAGUCUUGUUCAGAUAAUUCAGCAUCAAAGAGUUCGAGCCAGAAUGGGUCUGCAUCGACAGAAACUUCCUGCUCUGAUCGAACAAGUGAGUCUUGUUCAGAUGGUUCAGCAUCAAAGAGUUCCAGUCAGAAUGGGUCAAGCGAGUCUGGCUCAAAUAAUUCUGAAUCAAAGAGUUCCAGCCAGAAUGGGUCAAGCGAAUCUGGUUCAAAUAAUUCCGAAUCAAAGAGUUCCAGCCAAAAUGGGUCAAGCGAGUCUGGUUCAAAUAAUUCCGAAUCAAAGAGUUCCAGCCAGAAUGGGUCAAGCGAGUCUGGUUCAAAUAAUUCCGAAUCAAAGAGUUCCAGCCAGAAUGGGUCUAGCGAGUCUGGUUCAAAUAAUUCCGAAUCAAAGAGUUCCAGCCAGAAUGGGUCUUGUUCAGAUAGUUCCGCAUCCAACUCUUCCUGUGAAAAUAAGUCAAGCAAGUCUGAAUCAUGUAGUUCGGAAUCGGGAUCGUCCUGUAUAAAUUAUUCAGAGGAGUUCAAACAGCUCUUAAAGUUAUACAACUACAAUAUAGAUUUUCGAAUUUGA